This is a messenger RNA of Gaeumannomyces tritici R3-111a-1, 2349 nucleotides long. RefSeq names its product annexin A7. Gene Ontology annotation, molecular function: calcium ion binding; calcium-dependent phospholipid binding. The record is from RefSeq and is a predicted model, not a curated record. Gene Ontology annotation, cellular component: cytoplasm. The coding region runs from base 390 to 1796 and encodes 468 amino acids. NCBI's taxonomy places the organism in Eukaryota, Fungi, Ascomycota, Sordariomycetes, Magnaporthales, Magnaporthaceae. The transcript is spliced from 3 exons.
CGAUCCUUCCGGCAGGUAGCCGCCAAAAACCCAAAUAACCACAGCCCAACGGAGUGUGAGGGUGGCGGUACCUCCAUGUACGGACCGUAGGCAUGCAGUUGGCCCCACAACCUGAGGCGCCAGGACGAAUCCGACGGCCCAGUGAGAUGGUGGCACAGCCCGAUUGACGUCGUCAGGUCUUGGGUCGAGUUGCGCGGCGCAUCCAGCCAUCCCACCUCCUCGUCCUGUUCUCAAACAUACCUUUAAUCACAUGUUGCCGCCCACCUCUUUACAAUCUGCAUUCUGCUUCCCUCAUCCUAAUCCCUAAUCGCGACCGCCUCCUGUUCACGUUUCCACCACCUGCCUAGGUAUCUACCUACACAGCGAACCAGUCGCCAAUCAGUGGCAUCAUGGCUUACUACCAACAGCAAUAUCCGCCCUACGGCGCCCAACCUCCUCAAGGCAAUUACUAUGGCCAAAUGCCUCCCAGCGGGCAACAAUAUCCCCCGUCAGGUUACCCCUAUCCCCAACAACAACAACAACAACAGGCUUACGGUUCGCCGGCACCUCCAAAUGGCCAAUAUGGGCAGCCGCCUCCGCCCCAUGGACAAUAUCCUCCGCAUCACCAACCAUAUGGAGGAGGUCCGCCACCGGUAGAGCUAUAUGGUAGCCAGCCCUCAUAUAGCGCACCGCCUUCUCAUCAGCCACCCCAUCAGCCGCCGUAUGGUCAGCCUCCACCACACCAGCAGGGCUAUGGCCAGCCACCCAUAUCGCCGCAGCCAGGAUACGGCGCGGCGCCGCCGGGGGCACCGCCCGCACCGUACGGCGCACCGUCCUAUGGCAACUUUCCGCCGACGCCUCCCUCGCUCGGCUACGCGCCACAGUCGAUCAACUGGGACCCGUCGCCGGACGUCAACGGGCUGCGUGCCGCGAUGAAGGGGUGGGGCACGGACGAGGCGGCGCUCAUCCGGAUACUCUCGGACAAGGACCCGCUGCAGGUGGACGCGAUCCGCAACGGCUUCCAGCGCAACCUCAACCGCGACCUGAUCAAGGACAUCGAGAGCGAGACGGGCUCGUGGUUCAGGGAGGGGCUGGUGGCGCUCGCGCAGGGCCCGCUCUUGCACGACGUGACGUCGCUGUACAAGGCGCUGAGCGGGCCGGGAACCAAGGAGCUCGUGCUCAACGACGUGCUGCUCGCCCGGUCCAACGCGGACCUGCGCGCCAUCAAGCAGACCUUCCAGAGCGUGUACCGCCGCCCGCUCGAGGACAUGGUCUCGGGCGACCUGUCGUUCAAGACGAAGCGCCAGUUCGAGAUCGUCAUGCAGGCCGUCCGCGCCGAGGACUCGACGCCCGUCGUGCCGGCCGACACGCAGCGCGACGUGCGGGACCUGUACGCCGCCACCGAGGGCAAGAUUGGCACCGACGAGAUCUUGGUGUGCAGCAUGUUUGCGCUGCGGAACGACAAUCAGAUACGCGCCAUUGCCGUCGAGUACCAGAGGCAGUACAGCAGGUCUCUCGAGGAAGUGAUUCGCAAUGAAUUCAGCGGUCACAUGGAAGACGCACUCCUCUACCAGCUCCGGUACGCGCUGGACCGGUACAUGCACCAGGCGAAGCUGCUCGAGGACGCCAUGGCCGGGCUGGGCACCAAGGACCACCUGCUCGUCAGCCGCGUGGUGCGCUCGCACUGGGACCGCAGCAACAUGGCCAACGUGCGCGUCGCGUUCGAGAAGCGGUACGGCACGGCGCUUGCCAGGCGCAUCGACGGCGAGACGAGCGGCGACUACAAGCGCCUGAUGCUCGCCUGCGUCGCGAGGUGACGGCCUGACCAAGGCGGGAGGGGGUGGGGGACAUCAAUGGUUGGGAGGGAGGGUGGAUGGGGAUACGAUGGCCGAUCUUUGAGACGGAGGAUUUGUUUUCGCCAAGCCAGUCUGGUGAAGUCGGAUUAACACGAUUGUAUGGGUGUUCUUUUUUUUUUUUUUUGGCUUCUGGGAUGGCAACACGAAGUAAUGUGUCCAUGUCCCUUGGUGGAGUGGCUAUUGAGGGAGGGGGUACUUAAACUGGCACGGCAUGUGGGUACCGAGGAAGGUAGGGCUGUUAUUUUGGGAGCAUAACGACUGGAAUUAACACCAACGAAUGUUGCCACCGCAUUGAUAGGCAAAUGUGCGUCUUGGUGGUUGUUGGUUUUGGAGGGAGUGGGUAUGCCAGCAGCAGUUUAGACGUGGCCGACUGGAAGUUUGUCAUGAUUGCCCAGCCGCCCACUCACGAAUGUAGGUGUGGUUUCGAUAUAUUAGCCUUCAUAUCAGGUCUUAACCUUAACUCUGUAUGCCUCAUGUUCGUUAGUGGUGUGCCCAAUCUCAAGAGUUUAGCCGG